AAGAGAAUGUUAGUGUUGUUCGUGAAUAUGAGAAGUAUAACUUAAUCGACAAAGUUGCUUGAAUCGGAUUUCAGAGACAAAAAACUCGUAAAGACUUUGUAUUCUUUCGUCGUCUGCUGCGACUUGAACAACCAAAUGAAUGGGAUCUCCAUGCUCGCGCAGUCGCAAUUGUCUCCGUCUGAGCGAAUUAAAGCAUACUGCUGACAUUGAGUUCUUCAUUGAAAAAUCAGUUAAGAUUUGUUUCCUCAUUUGUCGGAUCAACUCCGCCGAAGUGAAUGAAACAAGACGCUAGACAGCCUGGUUACCUUGAAAAAAUAAUGUCAGACACAGCUGUAAAGGUUAUCAAAUGCAAGGCUGCAGUAGCAUGGAAGCAAAAGGAACCUUUAUCCUUGGAAGAAAUUGAGGUAGCACCACCUAAAGCACAUGAAGUUCGAAUCAAAAUAGUAGCUGUGGCACUUUGUCAUACAGAUGCUUAUACUUUAGAUGGAUUGGAUCCAGAAGGGAUAUUUCCUUGUAUACUUGGUCAUGAAGGCAGUGGUAUUGUAGAGAGUGUCGGAGAGGGUGUCACCGAAUUUCAGCCUGGUGAUCACGUUGUACCACUUUACAUUCCUCAAUGUGGAGAUUGUAAGUUCUGCAAAUCACCGAAAACGAAUUUAUGCAGCAAAAUCCGUGAAACUCAGGGUAAGGGUUUAAUGCCUGAUGGCACGUCUCGUUUUACAUGUAAGGGACAAACACUUGCACACUUCAUGGGCUGCUCCACCUUCUCCGAAUAUACAGUUGUAGCUGAUAUUUCUCUCGCAAAGAUAAAUCCUAAAGCGCCAUUGGACAAGGUAUGCUUGUUGGGUUGUGGAAUAUCUACAGGUUAUGGCGCAGCUUUAAAUACUGCCAAAGUAGAAUCAGGAAGCACUUGUGCUAUUUGGGGUUUAGGAGCUGUUGGUCUUGCAGCAGUCUUUGGUUGCAAAAAAUCUGGUGCAUCUCGUAUUAUUGGGGUAGAUCUCAAUCCGGCUAAAUUUGAGCAAGCUAAGACUUUUGGCUGCACAGAAUGUAUUAAUCCCAAGGAUUAUGAUAAACCCAUUCAGCAGGUAUUAAUUGAAAUGACUGAUGGUGGAUUAGAUUAUACUUUCGAAUGUGUUGGAAAUGUAAAUACUAUGAGAGCUGCAUUAGAAUCUUGUCAUAAAGGAUGGGGUACAUCGGUAAUAAUAGGAGUAGCCGCAGCUGGCCAAGAAAUCAGUACUAGACCAUUCCAAUUGGUCACAGGACGAGUAUGGAAAGGGACCGCAUUUGGCGGAUGGAAAUCAAAGCAAAGCGUGCCAAAAUUGGUGGAGCAGUAUCUGUCAAAAGAAUUGAUUCUCGAUGAAUUUAUAACACAUAAUCUUCCAUUUGAAAAAAUCAACGAAGGUUUUAAUAUACUGCAUUCAGGAAACUGCUUGAGAGCCGUCCUUAAAUACUAAAAACGUUUUUAUACUGCAAAAAUACGGCCUACUAAGAACCAGUGUCUUCUACAAUUUAUUAAAAAUUGCUUUAUAAGAUGUACAUGCACAUAUGAAUGCCAUACACUACCCCACUUCUGUUUGUUACAAAUUUGUAUUGAAUCUCUGAAAAUGAAAGAUGGUAAAUAAAUUUUAUAUUUACUAUA
Cyphomyrmex costatus is the source of this 1636-nucleotide messenger RNA. It is a transcript of the gene Fdh, whose product is annotated as alcohol dehydrogenase class-3 Fdh. The coding region runs from base 276 to 1451 and encodes 391 amino acids. The transcript has 7 exons. The record is from RefSeq and is a predicted model, not a curated record. NCBI's taxonomy places the organism in Eukaryota, Metazoa, Arthropoda, Insecta, Hymenoptera, Formicidae. Gene Ontology annotation, biological process: formaldehyde catabolic process. Gene Ontology annotation, cellular component: cytosol. Gene Ontology annotation, molecular function: alcohol dehydrogenase (NAD+) activity; zinc ion binding; S-(hydroxymethyl)glutathione dehydrogenase [NAD(P)+] activity.